Fusarium vanettenii 77-13-4 is the source of this 459-nucleotide messenger RNA. RefSeq lists its product as uncharacterized. The transcript is spliced from 3 exons. Bases 1 to 459 code for a protein of 152 amino acids. NCBI's taxonomy places the organism in Eukaryota, Fungi, Ascomycota, Sordariomycetes, Hypocreales, Nectriaceae. The record is from RefSeq and is a predicted model, not a curated record.
AUGGUUUCCUCCAAGACUUUUCUGAUUACUCUCCUUGCCCUGAGCGUUUCUGCCAUUCCCUUGCAGUCGCGUGAAGAGAACCAACCCAAGCCCAGCCUGGACAAGUCACACGAGUGCGUCUGGAACGACGGACACGGCGAUAUCUCUUGCGGCUACUUCAGCGUCGUUUUUGGAGACAACUCUGUCGGUGGCUCCAAGGGAACCGUUACGAUCAGGGGUGAGACCUGGAAGACCGAGGGCAGGCUCGACUGUGGAAAUGACAACUGGACCACCUUCACCAGUCCCCUGCCUUACACCGUCGACAUCCACGGUGGGAACGCUUGCCACACCACCAUCUCUGGCCACUGGGACAACACCUGGAUAAAGUAUGCAGCUCAGUAUCUCGAUGUUCCGAGUGACACUCGCUGCGGUGAUGUUGGGACUUUGAACAAGUCUCGACGAUGCAUCAUUCCCGCUUGA